Messenger RNA from Amoebophrya sp. A25, 378 nucleotides. The record is from the annotation of a GenBank genome assembly. Lineage: Eukaryota; Dinophyceae; Syndiniales; Amoebophryaceae.
UUCUGGGGUCGCGCGGUGUUUUGGUGCGUGGCCAGGUGGCUGCGCUUUGGUGCGUGGUCAUGCGGGGCCUUCAGAUGUAGGGGCGAGAGGUCUUAGUAGGUUAUGGCGGUCGCCAACGCCAUCUGUUCGGGGGGUCGUCUCGUGGUGGUUCUCGAGGGUCGUGAUGUGUCUUAGUCGUCGCCUUGGCGUGCUCGGGGUGGUAGUGCUGUGCUUUUCGGGGUCUUGCGGUGCUUUGGGGUCUGUGCUGUGUCAGGGGUGUUGUGUUCGUUGUUUUGGGGGUUCGUGUUGUGUCUUUGGCGGUCGCGCUGGUGUGUCUUGGUGGUCGUGCUCGUGCUUACGGUGUCUCUUUGGGGGUCUAUGCUGUGCUUUGGCUUUGGG